Messenger RNA from Boleophthalmus pectinirostris (great blue-spotted mudskipper), 1317 nucleotides. RefSeq names its product T-box transcription factor TBX19-like. The transcript has 9 exons. Bases 1 to 1317 code for a protein of 438 amino acids. The record is from RefSeq and is a predicted model, not a curated record. Gene Ontology annotation, biological process: regulation of transcription by RNA polymerase II; positive regulation of DNA-templated transcription; mesoderm formation. Gene Ontology annotation, cellular component: nucleus. Gene Ontology annotation, molecular function: DNA-binding transcription factor activity, RNA polymerase II-specific; RNA polymerase II cis-regulatory region sequence-specific DNA binding. NCBI's taxonomy places the organism in Eukaryota, Metazoa, Chordata, Actinopteri, Gobiiformes, Gobiidae.
AUGAGCGAGGAGAGAGGAGGUAGGAGGCAGGACAGAGGAGAUGAGGAGUUAGGAGACGAGCGAGGAGAGAGGAGGGAGCAUCGAGCCGAGCGCCUCGCAGACGAUCAGAUGAAGGUCGAGGGCGCCCCAGAGUCCAGUUCAGACCCGGAUCCCGGCUCAGAUCCCGGUCCAGACCCGGGUCCCGGUCUGGGUCCGGGUCCCGGUCCGGGCCUGGGCUCUGACAGGUGCAUGUGGCGCCUCCUGUCGGCGGUGGAGCGCUCCCUGGAGGCGGGGCGGGAGAAGGGCGACCCCACCGAGAGACAACUGAGAGUCCGACUGGAGGAACCGGAUCUGUGGAGGAGGUUCAACGCCCUCACCAACGAGAUGAUCGUCACCAAGACCGGCAGGAGGAUGUUCCCGGUCCUGAAGGUCUCGGUCUCGGGUUUGGAUCCCAGGUCCAUGUACUCGUUCCUGUUGGACUUUGCACCUGCCGACAGGUGCAGGUGGAAGUUCGUGAACGGAGAGUGGGUGUCAGCGGGGCGGGCCGAGGGGCGGGGCCUGUCCUCCGAGGGGCGGGGUCAGGCAGAGGGGCGGGGCCAGUCGGAGGGUCGGGGCCAUGGGGGCGUGUACAUUCAUCCUGAUUCGCCGAACUUCGGGUCUCACUGGAUGAAGGCGGCGGUCAGCUUCAGCAAAGUCAAACUCACCAACAGGAGCGGCCCUGCCAGCGGACAGAUUGUUCUGAACUCGUUGCACAGAUACGAGCCUCAGAUUCACAUCGUGAGCGUCGGCUCCAGACACAGACUCGUGUCCAACGUCUCCUUCAACGAAACACAAUUUAUCGCCGUGACGGCUUAUCAGAACGAAGAGAUCACGGCUCUGAAGAUCAAGUACAAUCCUUUCGCCAAAGCUUUUCUCGACGCCAAGGAAAGAAACCCAAACGCCAGAAACUUACCAGAACCUGAGACCAGAGUGGGCAUCCAGUCCUGUCCGGGCUGGUCUCUGUGUCCAGGCUCAGGAGGCGGGGCUUAUUCCUACCAUCACCAUGGAUACAAGCAUCAUGGUUACCAUGGAUACCCAGGAAGACACACCCCCUACCCCACCCCCCUGCUGCAGCCCCGCCCACAGCACCCAGUGUGUGAGGUGGACGGGUGGAGUUCUCCUCAGGCUCCUCACGGCUCCAGUCAGAUUUGUCUGUGGAGCUGCGCCGACAUCAGCCCCGCCCCCUCGCCGUGCUCCUCGCUGCACGGACCAAUCAGCGGCGACGGACUCCUGCAGCCGGCCAAUCACAGCCGAGGGGGUGGGACCACGUGGCCUCCGGGACCCACCCACUCCUUCUGA